Messenger RNA from Mya arenaria, 633 nucleotides. RefSeq names its product neuropilin-1-like. The record is from RefSeq and is a predicted model, not a curated record. The transcript is spliced from 5 exons. NCBI's taxonomy places the organism in Eukaryota, Metazoa, Mollusca, Bivalvia, Myida, Myidae. Bases 1 to 633 code for a protein of 210 amino acids.
AUGGGAGAAAUACAGGGGUACCUGGGCAGCUGUAUGGACCACACCUGUCCUGCUGGCACAAUCUGUGUGUCGGCACCAAGUGGUACCAUGGCAAGAUACUCCUGUCUACAACAGGAUAACUGCAGUAUUGCCAUGUUCUGCCCUGCACCAUCCGACAUCUGUGUCUGUCCAAUGUACCUAGUGAACGGACCAGAGCCUGUGUCUGAUGACCAGAUUACUGCUUCAUCAUAUUUUGAUUCGUUCCAUGCCCCUUCAAGUGCCAGACUGAAUGCCGUAACGACUGAAACGAGUACUGGGGUGCAGUUCAAUGGUCUAACAAACGUGGUAGGCGUGGCCUUACAAGGUCGACCAAUCAACACGGACCACGCCAUUCAUGGAUUGGAUUGUUGCUACCAGUAUGUGACCACGUACAAAGUUGUCUACAGUAGUGACUGUGUUCACUUUCUCACUAUUGUGGACACCAAUGGCAAUGCUAAGAUAUUUGACGGAAACACGGAUCAGGAUACGAUUGUUACAUCGAUGUUGCCCAGUGAGGUGACCGCUCUCUGCGUCAGAAUCAACCCAGUCACGUGGCAUGAAUGGAUAAGCCUGAGGUUCGAUAUUCUCGGAUGUCCUAUUAGAGAGCUUUCAUGA